Molecule: messenger RNA, 900 nt
Organism: Colletotrichum tamarilloi
Lineage: Eukaryota; Fungi; Ascomycota; Sordariomycetes; Glomerellales; Glomerellaceae
Exons: 4
Coding region: 1-900 (299 amino acids)
Biological process (GO): transmembrane transport; carbohydrate transport
Cellular component (GO): membrane
Molecular function (GO): carbohydrate:proton symporter activity
Source: RefSeq, a predicted model, not a curated record
AUGGGAUGGUUUGGCUUGAAGGGCGGGUGGCUCACCUUUUGGGUCACCAUCGCCUGCGCGACAGACAUGACACUCUUCGGCUACGACCAAGGCGUCUUCGGCGGCGUCAUCGUAACCGAUGACUUCCUCCAAACGAUGGGCAUCGUCGGCAACGACAAGCUCCAAUCCACCGUCACCGCAAUCUACGACAUUGGCUGCUUCCUCGGCGCAAUUUCCACCAUAUGGAUUGGCGAGCGCCUCGGCCGCAAGAACACCAUUCUCGUCGGCACCACAAUCAUGUCCAUUGGCGCCAUCCUGCAGACCGCCGCUUUUGGCCUCCCGCAAAUGUUCGUUGGCCGCGUCGUCGCGGGUAUUGGGAACGGUAUCAAUACCAGUACCGCGCCGGUGUGGCAGGGCGAGACGAGUAAGGCGAGUUGGCGAGGCAAGUUGAUUGUUAUUGAGAUGAUUAUGAACAUCUUUGGGUUCUCGCUGAGUAACUGGGUCACGUUUGGCUUCUCAUACCUCACCGGCUCCAUCUCAUGGCGCGUUCCCCUGGCCUUCCAGUUCUUCUUCAUCUUCAUACUCUACGGCACCGUCCCCUGGUUGCCUGAGUCACCUCGCUGGCUCAUGGCUCAAGGCCGCGUCGCCGAAGCCGAACAGAUCCUUGCCGACCUCGAAGACAUGCCUGUCGACGAUGCUUAUAUCCAGACUCAGUCCAAGGACAUCCAGUGGGCCAUCAACUACGAAAGAGAGAAUACCGUCCCCUGGUCGGACCUCCUCCGAGGCCGGACCGGCGAGUCGUCGGGAACGUCCACCAUCCGGCGUAUAUUCCUCGGGUGUGGAACCCAGGCCAUGCAACAAUUUUACUUGAAAGGAGGUGCCCCAAGACAUCUGCACCUUCUAGAAGGUUCAGGUAUAUAG